Heterobasidion irregulare TC 32-1 is the source of this 633-nucleotide messenger RNA. RefSeq lists its product as uncharacterized. Gene Ontology annotation, molecular function: protein C-terminal S-isoprenylcysteine carboxyl O-methyltransferase activity. Lineage: Eukaryota; Fungi; Basidiomycota; Agaricomycetes; Russulales; Bondarzewiaceae. Gene Ontology annotation, biological process: C-terminal protein methylation. Bases 1 to 585 code for a protein of 194 amino acids. The record is from RefSeq and is a predicted model, not a curated record. Gene Ontology annotation, cellular component: membrane; endoplasmic reticulum. The transcript has a single exon.
AUGUACACUCACUCUGUCCUCGAGGUGCUCGCCAUCGUUUGCGUCAACACUUCCACAUCACCGCAUGCCAGCACUGAGGUCAAAGCGCUCGCACAGCGCGUGCUAUCCCUCCUCUGUGCCAUUCCUGCACGCUCAGCGCACUCCGCCUCUGCGCUCCAAAUUACGCCAUCCUUUCUGCUCGGCUUCGCACUUGUCGCGCUCUCCGCGUACAUCCGCACGCUGUGCUACCGCACACUUGGGCGUCUUUUCACUUUCGAAAUAUCCAUCCAGCCGAAGCACAAGCUCGUGACGAGUGGGCCAUACAGCAUUGUACGUCAUCCGUCAUACACCGGCAGUAUAAUCGGGUUCGCAGGCAGCCUCGUAUGCGCGUUUUGUGCAGGCGGGUGGUUUUGUGAAUGCGGAUGGUUAGAUACGGCGGUGGGUAAAUUGUUUGUAGUUGCGUAUGUGUUGUGGAACGUGCAAUUCGCGAGCGUGAUGCUGUGGAGGACAGGUCAGGAGGAUCAGAUGAUGCACGGGAAGUUCGGCAAGGAAUGGGAAGGGUGGCGGGAGAAGGUCAGGUAUAAAAUCAUACCUGGGAUCUUUUGAAGCUGAUAAUUUUGAUCUAUGUCUGCCAUGGUGGCUGGAUGCGGUACU